This is a messenger RNA of Eimeria acervulina, 563 nucleotides long. RefSeq lists its product as hypothetical. NCBI's taxonomy places the organism in Eukaryota, Apicomplexa, Conoidasida, Eucoccidiorida, Eimeriidae. The record is from RefSeq and is a predicted model, not a curated record. The transcript has 3 exons. The annotation marks the transcript as partial.
AUGGUAGUGGAGCAGAUGGAGAGAAACAGACAAUUGCAGGAGGAAGACACGCACUUCGAUGCGGAUGUUGUAGAGUUCAUCACGCAGCUGCAGCAGCAGCAUGGAUCUCUCGAGCCGUUCCUGCAGCAGCAGCUACUUCUGCAAGGAGCGCAUAUGGAACAGCAGGAGAGUCUGACAAACCUGAAGCGCAUGCACGAUGAACUCAGCAGACGCAUGGAGGAGAGCUGUGCUCGAGCGGCCGAUUUGGAGGGACAGCUGGCCUUGGCUUACGAGAAACGCAGUCGAAAGGAUGGCAGGAGCAGCUCGCUGCUUCGGAGCAGCAGUUGGCAAACCUGCAGCAAGAGAGGGCAGAAGGCGCUUCUGGAGGAGCCGCAGGAGCGGCUGGCGGCCGCAUCUGAGCGCGAAGCACCAGCCAGUGCUGCCAGAGCAGAAGGCGCUUCCGGAGGAGCUGUUGCGCGAGCAAUGCUUACGAACGAGCAGCUGCAGCAGGAGCUGCAGCACCAUCAAGAACAACAGAACCAGGUGGAGAUUGUCCUGAAGGAGAAGCAGGAUGCUUUGGACAG